AUGGCUUCAGGAUAUGAUAGAGCGUUGUCUGUUUUCAGUCCGGAUGGUCAUGUCUUCCAAGUCGAAUAUGCUCUCGAAGCCGUCAAGAGAGGAACAUGCGCCGUUGGAGUAAAGGGCAAGGAUAUUGUCGUUCUAGGAUGUGAGAAGCGUUCCGCAAUGAAGUUACAAGAUACCCGUAUUACGCCAUCAAAAAUUGGUCUCGUCGAUACCCACGUUUGCCUAGCUUUUGCAGGUCUCAAUGCCGAUGCAAGAAUCUUGGUCGACAAGGCAAGAUUAGAAGCACAAUCGCAUCGUCUUACAGUGGAGGAUCCAGUUACAAUAGAGUACAUCACGAAGUAUGUGGCUGGUGUGCAACAAAGAUAUACACAAAGUGGUGGUGUUAGACCGUUUGGUAUUAGUACUUUGAUUGUUGGAUUCGACCCCAAUGAUCAGACUCCAAGAUUAUACCAAACAGAGCCAUCUGGAAUCUACUCCGCAUGGAAAGCCAAUGCUAUCGGUAGAUCAAGCAAGACUGUACGAGAAUUCCUAGAGAGAAACCACAAGGAUGAUAUGGAUAGGGAAGCUACCAUCAAAUUGACAAUCAAGUCUUUACUGGAAGUUGUCCAAACUGGAGCGAAGAAUAUUGAGAUUGCUAUCAUGGCACCAGGCAAGCUCAUUGAGAUGUUGCCAGUGGAGGAUAUUGAGAAAUAUGUGAAGGAUAUCGAGCAAGAGAAAUCCGAGGAAGCUGCUAAGAAGAAGGGUGGUCGAUCGGGAGGCACCACUUCAAUCUUGGCGAGAGGACCUGAUGAUGCUGCUGCCCAAUAA
This is a messenger RNA of Botrytis sinoallii, 804 nucleotides long. RefSeq lists its product as uncharacterized. Gene Ontology annotation, biological process: ubiquitin-dependent protein catabolic process. The coding region runs from base 1 to 804 and encodes 267 amino acids. Gene Ontology annotation, cellular component: proteasome core complex; nucleus; proteasome core complex, alpha-subunit complex. NCBI's taxonomy places the organism in Eukaryota, Fungi, Ascomycota, Leotiomycetes, Helotiales, Sclerotiniaceae. The record is from RefSeq and is a predicted model, not a curated record. The transcript has 5 exons.